UCCCCAAACUCAAGAUGAAGUACCUUCCUUUGCUCGCUAUUUUCCUGAUCCUUGGCUGCUCCUCCCUUUCCAAUGGAGCUGCUGUGGGCAAGCCCACGGGUCAACCGGGAUGCCAGACGGAAGAGGAGCUGACGGUGGCCCUCUAUCCCCACUUCUACCUGAAGAACGCCUACUGGAUUUGCUCCGCCCAGGGAGUUCCCGCCACCCUCGCCCAGUGCCCCAUCGCCUCCGCCUGGCUGGAUUCCGCCAAGAGAUGUGUUCCCUGGUCCGAGUGGACCUGGUCGCCCACCGUCCUGCCCCCCAGUGAACCCGCAGUUGCAGUCUAGGAUUGCCGAACAAGAAGCCAAACAUUUGAAAUUCUUGAAAAAUAUUUGGAAAAUAUAUGAAGUUCACCAACAAAA
Molecule: messenger RNA, 401 nt
Organism: Drosophila ficusphila
Lineage: Eukaryota; Metazoa; Arthropoda; Insecta; Diptera; Drosophilidae
Exons: 1
Coding region: 15-326 (103 amino acids)
Molecular function (GO): chitin binding
Source: RefSeq, a predicted model, not a curated record